GCAGCAGCAGCUGGGGAAUACAGCCAGCUGUAAACAGAACAGAAUGAUCUCUCUCUCUCUCUCUCUCCUCUCCCUCUCCCACUCUCUCCCUCUCUCUCCCUAUCUAUCCAUCUUUCUAUCUGUUCUGACUGCAGUCUGCAUCCAGUGCCACACUGCUGCUGCUGCUGCUGCUGCUGCUGCUGCUGUGAUCCAAGCGAGUGGGAGGAACAGCUUCCUCUGUUUCGCCUCAAAAAUGACCAGACAUCUUCCUGGAGCUGCUGCUGCUGCAGGGGUGGAUUUGGCUUCCAGUCUCCUGCAUUGCACAACCUCUUCCCUCCACUCGGACAGAUAAAUAAGACAAAAGAGGGAUUGCUUGGAGACGAGGAGAGGUGGAGACAAGCUACAGAGGAAAGGUUGGAAAAGAGGGAGCGUGUGACUGAGGGGGUGUGGAAAACAUACAGAUUACACCAAAAAGAGAGAGAGAGGGAGAGAUAGAGGGGGGCUGAAUGGCUCAGGAGGUAUGAGAGGGAGGCAGGGGCACACAGGAGUGAAGACAGACUGAGUUCCACUGCAGUAGAAUGAGGGUUAGAGUGAAAGAGAAGGAUCAUCCAAGCUGUCAGCCUUUCGCUCGCCACUCAGGACCUGCCUCUCUCUGAAAGGAGCAAGAAAAGGAAGCCACCGUGGAGGCGAGAAGGAGAAGGAGGAGGGGGGGCGGCGGAGGAGGAGGAAGCCAGAGGUUCUACACACAAGAUGGCUGCUGUGUCCUCUGCAUCUGACACUGGAAAUCGGAGUGCCCGGAGGAAACCCACGCACACACGGGGAGAACAUGCAAACUCCACAGAGAAAGCGGGGGACCCCAGGAGCCGCCACCCCCCUGAGCGCAGGCUGCUGAUCUUGGGUGGGCCCCAGUCAGGAAAGACCUCCACCGCCAACAGCAUUCUGGGGGACGAGAUGUUCGACGCCGGGACCGAGACCACCCACAGUAACGUGGGCCAGACGGAGAUCUACGGCCGGCGGGUCACCGUGGUCGACACCCCGCCGUGGGUCAUCCCGGCCGACCCGGAGGACAGCACCGAGGCCGACGAGAACGACAACGCCGGCGCCGAGUCCGACACGCCGCAACGGCCCCCGCCCAGCCUGGACAGCGAGGGGCCCUGCAUGGGGGCCAUCCUCUGCCCCCCUGGACCCCACGCCAUCCUGCUGGUGGUGUCGGUCACUCAGCCUUUCACCGACUCCCACAGGAGGGCCGCCGAGGACCAGCUGGGAGCCCUGGGUGGGGGGACCUGGAGGUAUUCCAUGGUCCUCUUCACCAGCGUGGACAAGCUGCCUAAAGGGGUUUUUAUUGAGGAGCACAUAGCAAACACAGGAGAGGCCCUGCAGUGGCUCGUGGAGAGAUGCGGAAGCAGGUACCAUGCCUUUGACAACACACGGAAAGAGACGGAGGACAACACACAGGUACCCGAGCUGAUGGAGAAGGUGGAGGAAAUGAUAACUGACAACCAAGGAUGGUACUUUGAGGUGAACGAGCUGAUUUUGCUGGAGGAGGAACAGGCCAGGAGGGCUCUGGAAGAGGAGAGGAUGAGGAUGGAGGAGCAUGCUCGGCAGAGGGAGCAGAUGAUCGGAGGACCUCCCAGAGAGUUGAGGUUGCUCUUGUUGGGCUGGAAGGGCGUCGGGAAGAGCUCGGUGGGGAACUGCAUCCUGGGCCGGCGCUUCUUCGAGUCCGGCCAGGAGACGGAGCUGUGCCUGAGGAGGCAGGCGCUGGUGUCGGGUCGCCGGGUCACCAUCGUGGACACCCCGGGCUGGGACUGGUUCUCGGUGAGGCGGACCCCGAAGCGCAUCCGGCAGGAGUCGCAGCGCGGCGCCGCCCUGCUCCGGCCGGGCCCCCACACCCUGCUGCUGGUGCUGCCCGUGGUGUCGUCCCUCACGGCCAGGAAGCGGCGGACGCUCCUGGCCCACAUAGAGACGCUGUUCGGGGACAGCGCCUGCCUCCACACCAUGGUGCUGUUCAGCUGUGGCGACUGGCUGGGACGCACGCCCAUCGAGGAGCACAUCCUCCGAGGGGGGAGGGAACUGCAGAGACUGCUGGAGUACUGCGGGAACUAUUACCACGUCCUGGACAGUAAGACGCCCGGGAAGGACCGGAGCGUGUCGGUCCUGCUGGAUAAGAUCGAGGAGAUGAUCAGGGAGAACGGCGACAAGGCCUUCCUCCCGAUACAGACAGAGUGGCUGAGCGAGGAAAGUUCUUACUCUUCCGACAACACCGAGCCGGAGGACGACUGCCGAGGAUGCCAGCUGCAGUGACACCACCGCAAUGAAGAAGAAAAGUCGUCCUUCUUUCUUUCUUUCUCCUCAUUCUGAGCCUUCAGAGGACCCAGACAUCACCUCAUGCAACUUAAACCUCAUCUAGAUAUCGCUCUCCGGCGCCGAAGGGUUUCAGGGACAACAGAAGCGUUUGGAACAGGAGUCUCGUGAAGAGUAGCUCUUCUGUGAGACUUAAAAAAAAGACCAAGCUCACUGUUACACGAACAAAAAGUUCACUCAGCCUGGAUCAGCGGCGAAAAGUCACUCACGUCUGAGACUUACUGCUCCAAAGAGGCUCCUCAAACCCACAGGAAGGAACACCGCUCAUCUUAAAUGACUGCAGCUCAAUAACUGUGGAGGUCACGGUGUGUCCACAGACAUCAGCUGCUGCUGCUACAGAGGCCAUGUUUUCAGCAUCACUGCAACUUUACGAUCUGCCCUCACUGAGAAGCCUUGUUUUACAACCAGUGAAAUCCAGACCAAACAGGUACAUGAUCAAAGAAACAAGACUGCAGCGGCCCGUCAGACUGAAGGGUUAGAACGAGUCCGCUCAAGAUUUGGUAAAUGUAAAAAGGAGGAGAGCCUCUCUGUGCUAAGUGUGCUUUUACAAACUCCUCCUGCGCCAGGCGUCAACACUGCUGCUCAUUUUGAAACAUGUACAGCUGCAUUUGUGGAUCGAGUGAAAGGAAAUGACUGAGUAUCAAGUGAAAAUCAUGAACAGUGUGCUAGAAUGUUUGCAAUAUAGUGCAGAAACGUGCACAUAGUCUUGAGUUGUUAGUGAACGUCAGUAUUGUAAGAGUUGAGAUGUGAACAUGAGGUGACCUUUUUAUCUUUCACGUGAGUGAUCGUGAAAUUCUCCUCAUUCAGAUUUGAUUUGGUUCAGCUCAGGGAAUUGUAUUGAUUCCUCCAGCGCAAAAAAUCUGGCACAUUUACAGAAAUGCUGAUUAAUGCAAUUGAUAAAACGCAUUUGCGAGUCACAUAUUAACUCAAUUUGAGGGUAUUUGCUUAAGAGAGUCGGUCUUUGCACUUUGGUUUUGCUCUAGCAAAAUCAUUAAAUCCAUUUGCUGGUGCAAUCACGCUCUAAAGUAGCUCAGAUAGAAACGGGGGGGGGGGGGGGGGGGGGAGAAAAGGCUGCAUUUGAAAUUGUGUGCGCAGCGUCAGAUCCCUAUGGAGCAGCCCGGGCUGGCUCUGCCUCGCAGUUUUAUGGUCAUGCAACCAGCGUAUCCUUUGACACGGUGGACCCAGCGACGUGCCUCAGCAUCAGGGCGGCGGUGCGGCCCCGCCGCGGCUGCAGGAUGGCUAUCCAGUCGGCUUCAUCAGGCUUUCGCAUGCGACAGAAACAAACAUAACCUCAUGAACCAUUUGAGCUCACACAGGGCUUUUUACCUCCUGGAAACUUUUUUCUACAUCCUCUGAACAUCAGUUCCUGACAAUAGUAGUGAUGUAAAAAAAAAAAAU
Messenger RNA from Salarias fasciatus (jewelled blenny), 3738 nucleotides. Its product is annotated as GTPase IMAP family member 8. The coding region runs from base 730 to 2280 and encodes 516 amino acids. The transcript has 7 exons. NCBI's taxonomy places the organism in Eukaryota, Metazoa, Chordata, Actinopteri, Blenniiformes, Blenniidae. Gene Ontology annotation, molecular function: GTP binding. The record is from RefSeq and is a predicted model, not a curated record.